AGUAACCACCCUUAGCGGCCGUGUAGUCAGUCAUCGCGGCGGCGCGUUCGGUCGCCCCGUCUCAUCGAUCGAGCCCAUCCGCGUCGGCGUUCGUCGAAAUGGCUUCUUAUACGCGCGAAUCGCCGCUAAAUGCAAUCUGGGGGUUGCGGGUGGGGUAAACUCUCGAGCUUGCGCGUGCCAAUCGCCUAGAUCCGCACAGGGUGGGACGAUAUUAUACUGUGUGUUAUUGUACGUACGUAUGUGUGUGCGCGUCUACGUAUAUUCUCGCGAGUGUUUUUAUUGACGUUCCGGAUAUAGGUAGAGUCCCAUAGAGAAAUCGAACGUUCAUAGACAUUAUUAUACACGGAAACCGAACGCGAGCUCAAGGAAGUCAAUUUUUUCUCGGAAUAGCCACAAAUACGUAUUGUUGCUACGUAUUAUCCUGCUCGUUGCUUUUGUACACGUGCUCGCGGAAUAAUAUUGACACGCUUAUCCUAUAAUAUUAUACCUACCUACUAUAAUAGUUGUAACUCUUUGUCUCUUUGCACCAGAAGUUCGGUAUAUUAUUAAAUAAUAUAAUCCUCUCUAUCUGAAUACGCACGUCAUAUUAAACACGCUCGCGUGUGUGUACAAUACAUCUUACAAUCGAUAAAAUCGCUCUGGGCAUUUUGCCCAGAAACGCGUAUACAAGACGGGCCCGCAAUACGGCGGCAAGCUGAUCCUGUCACGGACGGCCGUGGAUACUACGUGGCAACGGCGCCAGGAACUGUCGCUCCAUCCGGCGACGGCGACGGCUGCAGAAACGGAAGACUGGCACGGCAGGUCGAUGCAGUCCGACAAGGGUUACAGUGCUCAGGUGAUCGCUUUGAUUUGUGGUCUAAUUGUAAUUGUUCUGAUGCUACUAACAUUGACGUCCACUGAUUGGUUAUUGUCAGCCGGUUGGCGUCAAGGUUUGUUUUCUCAUUGCAUUGCAGUCAAUGCUCCGACACCGUUACCAUUUAAUGUACCUGAUAACGGUCCAGAUUGUUAUCCAACACGUGAAGUUGGAUACAUAAGAGUAGCUGCAGCUUUGUGUAUAGUUACGUUGGUCACAGACAUAGUGGCUACUCUUUUAACGGGGCUUGGGUUGAGAAGCAAAGAUCAACGAACCAAAUACAAAUUCUACAGAGUAGCUGUUUACGUUAUGUUACUUGCAUUAUUAUCAUUAUUGAUAGCGUUGAUUGUGUAUCCCGUAUGUUUUGCAGCUGAAUUAAAUUUAGGGAACCGCACUGUGUGGGAGUUUGGAUGGGCCUACGGCGUUGGAUGGGGUGCUGGAAUAUUUUUGUUUGGUGCUGUUGUAUUGCUGUUAUGCAACAAAGAAUCCGAAGAAAUCUACUAUAAAGAACGUAAAGUGACAUCGACCGCCUAGUGUGCGGCGCCCCUGCCUGACGUAGUACUUUAGUGACCUUCCGCCGUUGGUCGGACGACGGGCAGGGUGAUCUUAUUGUUUUUAUGAUAAGACAGUCAUUACCAUGAUUUACUAACUAACACGUCACACAUGUCAAAAAUCAUCCUACAUCAUUGGUUUUUGACAGUAAAUAACUAUUCUGGUGGGGGAAUAUUUGCUUUACGCACAUUAUACUAAAUAAAAUUGUAAAAGAUUCUUUCAGUAAUCAUAAUCAAAUUAGCAUUAGGUUAUUUUUUUUAUAGAUAGUUGAAUGAUGUAUUUUUUUUUCAUAUUUUAACCAUAAUAACUUGAGAUUUUUGUGUAUCAAGUGAAGAGUUAAGAUAGAAUUUUAUAUUAACUUAAUAAUUAUUAACAUGUGAUUAUGGUAGUCUGUAUUUUAUUCAAAUUAUUAAAAUUAUUGUUUAUGACUUACACUUAUGAGUAUCACAAAUUAAAUUUACUUAAAACAUUUCUCAUUGUUCCAAAUUGGAAAUGAGUUAUAAUUUCUAUUAUUAAUUCAAGUUUAUAAAUUGUAUUAUAGUUAUUACUUAUUAGUAAACAUACCGAUGACACCAUGUAAAAAUAAUACUAAUUUUGUGUAACACGAGUUCUUUUAUAAUGUACUAUCUGAUCAAGUGUAAUAAGUAAUAACAUGUUCAUAUCUAAUAUUAUCUAUUGUUAAAAUAUUUAAAUUUAGUAGUAACAAAAACAAAUGUAAAUAUUAUAAUAUUUUGUAUAUCAUACUAUGUUUCGGCUUGUGUCUUACACAAGCAGUAGCCAAAGAGAGUUGACCCUGCCAAAGACCAAAAAAAAAAAAAAAACUAAAGAAAAACUUCCUGUAUUAUU
Molecule: messenger RNA, 2251 nt
Organism: Acyrthosiphon pisum (pea aphid)
Lineage: Eukaryota; Metazoa; Arthropoda; Insecta; Hemiptera; Aphididae
Product: transmembrane protein 47
Exons: 5
Coding region: 806-1387 (193 amino acids)
Biological process (GO): cell-cell adhesion
Cellular component (GO): membrane; cell-cell junction
Source: RefSeq, a predicted model, not a curated record